UCUGUUGCGAAGCUCUGCAGAUUCCAGAAUGAACAAGAAAGUUUUUGAAUUUUCUCUCUCUCUCCUGGUUCCCUCCUUCCCUCCCUCUCUGGAUUCCCAGAACGACAAAGAAAGUUCUUGAAUUUUCCUCUCUCUCACUCCAUCUGUCUCGUCUCUCUCUCUUCUGCGGGCUGGAGGUCAGGAGGGGAGUAAUGGCGCCUUUAAGAACGCCCCUGGGAAUUAAUGACAUUUACGGCGGUGCCACUCUCUUCUCGUGGGUCUACUUCCUCCGGCCUCACGAGGUCACCCCUCGUUUAGGGCUAGGGUUUAGGGUUUCUCUCUCCGUCUUUCUCGCUCCUCUUUCAAAUGUCGUCAUGGACAUCGAAGCUUCAAUUUCGCAGAGUCGGCUACUCUCUCCCUGUCCGUCUCUCUUUGCUCUUUGUGUUCUCUCUUCAGCUCUGUGAUGGUGUGUUUGAAGAAAGGAGAAGACAUUGUUGGGAUUCCAGUUCCUUUUAGUGGGUCCUGAGAGUUGCUUUUGUAGUGUAUUUAGAAACUUCAGUUUUCUUUCGAUUUGAUCUUUUCAGCAUGUCGGAUGGGCGGCGUCAUUCGGUUGAUAUUCCUAUCUCAAAAGCCCUGUUAGCACUUAGGAGAGUUAGGUCACUAAGGGACCCUACCACCAACUCUUUGGACAAAUUCUAUGCCCCGCCUGACACUCUGAAUUGGGAAACAAAUUCAAAUGAUGGAAUUUCUCUGAAAUUUGUAAAUGGUUGCCAAGAAGGCUGCCCAGAUGACAACAUUCAUUUGGGGUCUAAAAGUAUUCAUACCAAUGGAGAAAGAGAAGAAACUGUUGGUAGUUAUGAACUCAACGAUUUGUCAAAAGCCGACCCGAAGCUAAUCUCAUGGGAGAAUUCUGAUCGGGUAAGAAACACUGGCUCUACUUUGAUGAGGACCAAACAAGGUGAAGGUUCAGAAUAUUGUGGAUCAAACAAUGGAGAAAUGUGUGGAUGCAAAUCAUUUGGUGAAAGAUACUGUACAGAUCAUAGAGACAAAGGAUGGGACUUGACAUGCAUCACACCUUCCAGUGAUCGGUUGGAGGAUGUGAUUUCAUGUGACAUAGAAUCAUUUCACGUAGAAAGGAUGGACCAUAAUCGAUCCAAGCGGAAAUUAAAAUACAAAAACCAAAUUAAGUCUUCAUGGGCAGUUGGAGAUGUAUUGAGUCGCGUGGGCAGUCCAUGCUUAUCUGCUAGUGAUGCUCUGUUGGAGAGGUCAAGCCAUAGCUCCUCAUUAAUUGCAAAUGAUCGGGUUGAUGAUGAUCACAGUCAUCUUGGAUGUGGGAUAAGAUGCUGCUGGUCAAGAACCCCAAAAUUUCGACAGUUGAAUUUUCCUUAUGAUUCAGAAGAUCGCCCAUUGUUAUCAGGGGAAGUGGAUGAGAUUGUACUAUCUAGGCAGAGAAGGGGCUGUAAAAGCAUCAACAAUGAGAUUAUUCCAUGUUCAGAUAGUCCCAGGACCCUCAGUCAAAAAUUCAUGCCAAGGUCUUUCAGUGAGCUGGUGGGACAAAGUGUGGUGGCAAGGUCUCUUUUGAGUGCAGUAUCAAGAGGAAGGAUAACCUCCUUCUACCUUUUCCAUGGUCCUCGUGGUACAGGAAAAACAUCGGCCUCAAGGAUAUUUGCAGCUGCAUUGAAUUGUCUCUCACUCGAGGAACAUAAGCCAUGUGGUCUAUGCCAACAGUGUGUUUUGUUCUUUUCGGGAAGGAGCGGAGAUGUCAAGGAAGUGGAUUCCAUGAGAAUCAAUCGGAUGGACAGGGUUAGAAUUCUCAUGAAGAAUGCAGCUUCCCCUCCAGUAUCCUCACGGUACAAGGUCUUCAUUAUUGAUGAGUGCCAGUUGUUGCGAGGGGAAACAUGGGCAACUGUUCUGCGUAAUCUUGAGUGCAUUCCUCAACACGUUGUUUUUGUAAUGAUCACUGCUGAUCUGGAUAAACUGCCAAGAAGUGUAGUGUCACGGUCCCAGAGGUACCACUUCCCAAAAAUAAAAGAUGCUGACAUUGCAAGCCGAUUGGGGAAAAUCUGUGUUGAAGAAUGUCUUGACUUUGACCAGGUUGCUUUAGACUUCAUUGCUGCUAAAUGUAAUGGUUCACUUCGGGAUGCAGAAAUGAUGCUUGAUCAGCUGAGUUUGCUUGGUAAAAGAAUCACUAUUUCCUUGGCGCAUGAACUUAUUGGAAUUGUCUCUGAUGAUGAGUUGCUUGAUUUGCUUGAUCUGGCUAUGUCAUCUGACACGACAAAUACCGUUAGAAGAGCCAGGGAGUUGAUGAGAUCAAGGAUUGAUCCUAUGCAACUAAUUUCGCAACUAGCAAAUCUCAUAAUGGACAUUCUAGCUGGAAAAUGUCAGGAUGGAGCUUCUGAAGUCAGAAAGAAGUUUUUCGGAAGGUGUACUUCUGAAGCAGAUUUGCAGAAACUUAGCCAUGCAUUGAAAGUGCUCUCUGAAACUGAGGAACAGCUGAGGACAUCCAAGAAUCAGACAACUUGGCUCACUGUAGCUCUUUUACAGUUGAAUUCUGUGGAGGGCUCUUUUUUGGACGUGAAUGAUUCAAGAGUGUGGCUGGGAACAGUGUCCCAGAGAGAUGGUGAUUUUUGCUGCACAUCAUCCACAGGGAAGAGCUCUGAACAUUUCACUGGUGCGUGUGAUGAAAAUAAAUUGAAUCAAUUGGGGAUGCAGGAGGAUUGUAAAGGGACACUGGAAUCUAUUUGGAGAAGGGCCACAGAGAUGUGCCAAUCCAAUUCACUUAAGAACUUUCUAAGAAAACAAGGGAAAUUGUCAUCUGUUUGUGUUAACCAAGGUCUGGCAAUUGCUGAAUUGGAAUUCUCGCAACCUGAUUAUGUGUCCAGGGCCGAGAAGUCUUGGAAGCUUAUUGCAAGUUCGCUUCAGUCUGUACUGAAUUGCAAUGUGGAGAUAAGGAUCAAUCUUGUACCGUGUGCAUCUGUGGGAAAAUUUUUGAAAGCAAAGAAGUCGUCAUUCAGUUUCUUUGGUUGUUCCCGCCGAAUGCUACGUAAGUCAUCAUCAUUGACUGAAUGUGGAAUUAAUCAGUCAGAUUGUUCUGAUAUGGCCUCUGAAAAAGGCAUGAUAAAGAACAAAAUGAUAGAAACCUGUUCCUCUGACCGUGGGUCACAAAUCUUGCAUGUCUGCUAUCACAGAAGGGAAGUGGCAGCGACCAUAAGAGAUGGUGAAGGAAAUGCACUAAGCACUGGAGCAGUAUUUCCUCCUAGAUUAUCACGAGAUGAUAUGAUGAAGGUGCUUAGUUCACAAAUUGAUUCUUUUAAGGAAGUGGGACGUGAUUCUGGAGGCCAGAUCCUAUAUGUUCAAGAACCAGAGAGGCAGCCAAAUUGUUUCUCCAGAUCUGUGAGAUUUCAUAAAAGGUUAUGUUCAUCUGAACGUUCUAAGACGGUCUGUUUGGGGACCCAACCAGAAGACAAGAUUGCACUGUCUAUCCCUAGGAAGAAACCUAUUGAUGCAUAUUUUUGUGCUAACAAUUCCUAUAAUUUCUGCGGCAGCUCUAAUACCUGCACCAACAGCUGCUCUGGUGAUGAAGAUGGACCAAGGGAUGAUUCAAAGGUGCAUUGUUGGAGUACUCCCACAUUUCCCCUUCGGAAGGUGCGGCAGUCGAACCAUCCAGGGCAAAGAUCACAUUUGGUGGCGUGGGUUCUGCCCUGUGCAGCUGCGAAAUAGUUUAUAAUGUUGCUGAGAUUGCAGUUAUCUGAGGGGGCUGAAUGGGAACCUUGGAUAAAUUUAUGCUGUACAUAUUUUUUGUAAGUGUCAUUUUAUACUAAACUUCAUGUUUUUUGUAUCUUCAAAAUAUUUUUGUAAUACUUCUAUGCCAAAAACACAGCAAUUUAAUGUAUACAUAGUUUUUUGAACCA
Messenger RNA from Malania oleifera, 3890 nucleotides. Its product is annotated as protein STICHEL-like 2. NCBI's taxonomy places the organism in Eukaryota, Viridiplantae, Streptophyta, Magnoliopsida, Santalales, Ximeniaceae. The transcript is spliced from 9 exons. The record is from RefSeq and is a predicted model, not a curated record. Gene Ontology annotation, cellular component: DNA polymerase III complex; nucleus; DNA replication factor C complex. The coding region runs from base 565 to 3699 and encodes 1044 amino acids. Gene Ontology annotation, biological process: DNA-templated DNA replication; DNA repair. Gene Ontology annotation, molecular function: DNA clamp loader activity; ATP hydrolysis activity; DNA binding.